UGAACCAUGUCACUACCAAAAUGUUGUUUCCUCUUCUGUCUUCUACCUCUGGCUGUAAGCUUGUUAGCUUCGGCAGCCAUAGCCACAAAACCAAGCACCCACUAUUCUAAGCCGUUCAACAGGAGUAGUUUUCCGCGCGAUUUUGUUUUCGGAGCUGGUUCAUCUGCUUACCAGUCUGAAGGAGCAGCGCUCAUAGAAGGAAGGGGACCAAGUGUAUGGGACAGUUUCGCCCGUAAACAUGCAGAUAAGAUUCCUGGUAGAAGCAAUGGAGAUGUAGCUGAUGAUUUCUACCAUCAUUAUAAGGAAGACAUAAAGUUGAUGAAGAAAAUUGGUUUGGAUUCCUUCAGAUUUUCUAUUUCAUGGUCCAGAAUAUUACCAAAAGGGAAAAUGAGUGGGGGUGUGAACCUACAUGGAGUCAAUUUCUACAAUAACCUCAUUAAUGAGCUUCUUUCUUCUGGUAUCGAGCCCUUUGUGACAUUACAUCAUUUUGACACACCACUAGCGCUUGAAGAUGAGUAUACUAGUUGGUUAAGCCCUAAAAUAGUGAAUGACUACUUAGAUUAUGCUGACUUUUGCUUUAAAACGUUCGGAGACCGAGUCAAGUUUUGGGUUACUAUCAAUGAACCUAAUAGUUUAUGCAUAAACGGGUAUGAUAUCGGUAUCAUGGCACCCGGUCGAUGUUCAAGCUAUGCCGGCAAUUGUACUGCUGGUAACUCAGCAACCGAACCCUACAUUGCUGCCCACCAUAUGCUUCUUGCUCAUGCAACUGCUGUGAAAUUGUAUAGAGAGAAGUACCAGCCAUACCAAAAGGGUAAAAUUGGGAUUUCCAUUAUAUCGGCAUGGUUUGUACCGAAAUCGCAGACAGCAGCUGGCCAUAGGGCUGCCUAUAGAGGCCUUGAUUUUUUGUUUGGAUGGAUUGCACAUCCAAUAACGUACGGUGAUUAUCCAAUAACCAUUCGAUCAACGGUGGGAAAAAGACUACCGAAGUUCACAAAAGCUCAAUCCAAGUUGCUCAAAGGAUCCUUUGAUUUCUUGGGGUUGAAUUACUACACUACAUUUUAUGUAGAACAUGCUCCUUUAUCUAACGGUGUUAACCAAAGUUAUGAUGCAGACAGACAAGCCACUCUGACAAGCUAUAAGAAGAAAACUCCAAUUGGCACUCCGACUGCUUUGGUUUGGCUUUUCGUCUAUCCAAAGGGAAUUCGAGAUCUCUUGUUCUACAUAAAGAUGAAAUAUAACAGCCCACCUAUUUACAUCACUGAAAACG
Morus notabilis is the source of this 1267-nucleotide messenger RNA. RefSeq names its product beta-glucosidase 17. The record is from RefSeq and is a predicted model, not a curated record. The annotation marks the transcript as partial. Gene Ontology annotation, biological process: carbohydrate metabolic process. NCBI's taxonomy places the organism in Eukaryota, Viridiplantae, Streptophyta, Magnoliopsida, Rosales, Moraceae. Gene Ontology annotation, molecular function: beta-glucosidase activity. The transcript is spliced from 11 exons.